UGUGUGAUACUCGCGGGCAUCGGCCGGAGCGCACCACCGGUAGGCGGCCACGAGCUCUCGAGCGGCGGCGGUGCAAGUGUGCAACGGACCCGACGGAGAUUUUUGUCGUUCCGCAUUCGCAUUCACGUACGACUACUACGACUUCGUACGGCUGAACACCCCUCUCCACCGCGUACCCCACCAUCGUUUUGCGGCCCGUGGCGUGUGUGUGUGCGGGAGCGCGCGCGCGCGCGUUGGUGUGAGUAGUUUGUGUGUUGGUGUGUGGGUGUGUGACUAAGUUUGUGUGUGUGUCGACCGUCGGUGUGCUUUUGUGUGGUCGGCCUGUCGUACGACAAUAAUUAUUAUAUCGCGACGAUAAUAAUAAUGUGAUGUGCGCGCGGGCGACCUAGUUUCGCGUUACGUACACUUAUGUGCCGCCGUCGGUUAAACGACCGUUGUCGUCGCCCAGGUGACUGAUACCCGUCCGACACCAUAACACACAAACUAUAAUAAUAAAUAAUAAUUGCAAUACCUAAUGUAUAAAUAAUAUUUCACGGACCGACCACCACCACCACCACCGCUGGCGCCUGGCCGGUUAGUAGUUAAAAAACUACCACCACUGAGGUACCACACACCACACACCACACUCCCCCGGACUCUUUGGUCGGACGGUUUUGUUUUUUUUCGAUUAUUUCGUUCGACCCGACGGGAACCCAACCGUGGCGACAAUAAUUUACAUCACGACGUCGCAGGAUCGUCGUUGUCCAAUUAGCCGUGGUCGUCAUGUCCGACGAACGCCGCGGCCGCUGCCGUGGCUGCGAUGACGACGGCCACCACGGUGACCGCGGUUGUUACGUGUCUUACGAGAUCGCGGCCGUCGCGACUGCUGCGAACGCGACUGCCGUGAAAACUGACAAGUGAUAAUGGUUUCCACCGAGUCUAGGUUGCCGACCGUCGUGGCCUAGGUUGUUGGUGUGGUGUUGAAUCGGUUGUUGUCGUUGUCGUCGUCGUCGUCGUCGCCGCCGCCGCCGAUUGUGGUGGUUGUCCGACACGUCGUUCGGCUCUCACCCGCGGUAUCGUAUUAUAUUGCGAUUUCCAUCAAAUCGCCAGUCAACCGUCGAGUUUCGUUGGCACGGACGCCCGUCUUGUCCGUGUUCGAAUCGCGUGUGAACUACCCUCCGCGCACGAUGGCCGACUUGGAAGCCGUGCUGGCCGACGUCAGCUACCUGAUGGCCAUGGAGAAGAGCAAGUGCACGCCGGCGGCCAGAGCCAGCAAGAAAAUCGUCUUGCCUGACCCCAGUGUUCGAAGUGUAAUGCACAAAUACCUGGAAAAAAAAGAAGAAGUUAAUUUUGAUAAAAUCUUCAAUCAAGUUUUAGGUUACUUGUUAUUCAAAGAUUUCUGUGAACAUCUACCUGAAGAUGAGCAAAUACCUGAAAUUAACUUUUAUGAUGAGAUCAAAAGGUAUGAAAAAUUAGAAUCAGUUGACGAAAGAAGAAAAUUAGCCAGGGAUAUUUAUGAUAAUUAUAUUAUGAAAGAACUUUUAUCACAUACUCAUAAUUAUCCCAAAGAUGCAGUCGCUCAUGUUCAAAAAUAUUUGAUGAAAAAUGAAGUGCCUGUUAAUUUAUUUGAACCUUAUAUUAAAGUAAUAUUCAAUCAUCUUCGGGAAGAACCUUUUAAAAAAUUUCUAGAAAGUGAUAAAUAUACUAGAUUUUGUCAAUGGAAAAAUUUAGAACUUAAUAUUUCGUUGACCAUGAACGAUUUUAGCGUUCACCGUAUAAUUGGUAGAGGUGGUUUUGGGGAAGUUUAUGGUUGUCGAAAAGCUGAUACUGGCAAGAUGUAUGCGAUGAAAUGUCUUGAUAAAAAACGAAUAAAAAUGAAACAAGGUGAAACACUUGCCUUAAAUGAACGUAUUAUGUUGUCUCUAGUCAGUACAGGGGUGGACUGUCCUUUUAUUGUCUGUAUGACGUAUGCAUUUCAUACACCUGAUAAGCUUUGUUUCAUAUUAGACCUAAUGCAUGGUGGUGAUUUACAUUAUCAUUUAGCACAGCAUGGGGUAUUUAAUGAACUUGAUAUGAAGUUCUAUGCUGCUGAAGUAAUUUUAGGCUUAGAGCAUAUGCACCGACGAUUUAUUGUCUACAGGGACUUAAAACCUGCCAACAUACUAUUAGAUGAGUAUGGACAUGUACGAAUAUCAGAUUUAGGUUUAGCGUGCGAUUUUUCUAAAAAGAAACCACAUGCUAGCGUGGGUACGCAUGGUUAUAUGGCACCAGAAGUGUUAUCAAAGGGAACAGCUUAUGAUUCAAGUGCAGAUUGGUUUUCUUUUGGUUGUAUGUUAUACAAACUACUUAAGGGUCACAGUCCAUUUAGACAACAUAAAACCAAGGACAAACACGAGAUUGAUCGAAUGACUCUAACAAUGUUUAUGUUGCAGAAUGUAGAACUUCCAGAUUCUUUUUCAAAAAGUUUAAAAGAUCUUUUAGAAGGACUUUUACAACGUGAUAUAAAUGAAAGAAUUGGGUGUCGAGGAAGGGGGUCAGAUGAAUUGAAAGAACAUCCUUUUUUUGCGGGACUUGAUUGGCAACAAGUAUACAUGCAAAAAUAUACACCGCCUCUUAUACCUCCUAGAGGAGAAGUUAAUGCUGCCGAUGCAUUUGAUAUUGGUUCAUUUGAUGAAGAAGAUACAAAAGGCAUCAAAUUAACUGAUGCUGAUCAAGAACUAUAUAAGAACUUUUCUAUAACUAUAUCUGAAAGAUGGCAAAAUGAAGUUGCUGAAACAGUAUUUGAAACAGUAAAUUCUGAGGCUGAUAAAGCUGAUCAAAAAAGAAAGUCUAGGCAAAAAAAAUUCAAUGAGCACAAUGAAGAAGAAUCCGACUGCAUUCUUCAUGGAUAUAUUAAAAAAUUAGGUGGACCAUUUGCAUCUGCAUGGCAAACAAGGUAUGCUAAACUGUACCCUAACCGGUUGGAGUUGCAUUCAGAUUCAGGAUCAGUAAAAACUGAAGUUAUCACUUUAGACCAAGUAUUAGAAGUCAGUCCUGAGUUAGUAAUAGUUAAAAAUGAGCAAUGCAUUGUAUUACGUAUGAAAGAUGGAAAAGAUGGCAAACUAGUUCUUACCAACAGUGAUGAAAUUGGUUUAAAAGAGUGGGCAUUGUCGUUACGCUCUACCCAUAAAUCCACACAUGAUCUGUUAAAAAAAUUGAAAAAACCAGGAAAAAUGUUCAUUCAAGAAGAAACUGAUCCACUAUCAUCUACUACAAACACCAACGGAAAUUAGUUACAUAAUAAGGUAUUAGGUUAAAAAAAUCUCUUUGAUGAAUCUCAAUACUUCUCUUUGAAUUAAUUUAAAUGUUCUGCUUUAUCCAUAACCUUCCCCAGUUCCCAGUUUUUGUCGACUUUUUACCCAAGUUUUAUUUGCUAAGGUUAGUGUAACACUACUAUAUAAGACUGUGGUGUUUCAUUAUUUCUUGUUAUUGUAUUGAGAAUGGAUAGUAUAGAUCAAUGUUAUAAAAUACUAUUUUUUAUACAUUUUAUAAUUUUUUAGUACAAUUUUUUCUAAUACAUACAUUUUUGUGCAUAAGACCAUACUUAUUAAAGGAGUUCAUGACAUAUGAAAUUAUUUCUAAUAUUUGGUGCCAUAAAAUCUAUAAUUUCAAUCUACAAUCAUGUAUUGUAUUUUCUAUUGUACAUAUUUAUUUUAUUAUUUUUGUUUAUUCGUGCCAGUAAAUAAUUUUAGUCAAGUAUUGUGAAUCUGUUACAGGUUGUUAAUGACUGUAUAUUUCCAUGCAUCAAUUUAAAUUACAUUUUUCAAAUUUAAAACUUAAACAAAAGAAAAAUUAUUUGCAUGCAAUAUCUUAAGUAUGUGUAAGAUAAUAUUAUAUUUUACUGUUUGAAUUUUUUAUUUAAAGUUAUUGUCGUUUAUGCAAUAAAUGAUAUUUCUUGUUACUUUUUCAAUUCUAAAAUGUUUAAAAAAUAACAAAAACUAAGGUAAUUCAUUGAUUAUAAUAUUAUAUAGAUUUCAUCAUUUUAUAUUAAUUAUUGAAUAAUCAAGAAGAAAUAUUGACGAUUCUUUGAUUUUGAAAAAGAGAGGGAAGUUUUUGUGUUAAAUAUGAUUCUCGAACAUUGGUAUAUUUUGUAGCUUGAAUUUAAUGAAAAUCAUAUUAUAUGUUGUAAAUUGACAACCUUGCAGAUAUUUUCAGUUGUAAAUAUUGUCCGUUUAGUUUUAAUUUCACUGAAACCAAUUGAAGCUAAAUUUCUAAAGUAGAUAAAUGGUUAGCAAUU
Molecule: messenger RNA, 4255 nt
Organism: Metopolophium dirhodum (rose-grain aphid)
Lineage: Eukaryota; Metazoa; Arthropoda; Insecta; Hemiptera; Aphididae
Gene: Gprk1
Product: G protein-coupled receptor kinase 1
Exons: 16
Coding region: 1167-3251 (694 amino acids)
Biological process (GO): G protein-coupled receptor signaling pathway; regulation of signal transduction; protein phosphorylation
Molecular function (GO): ATP binding; G protein-coupled receptor binding; G protein-coupled receptor kinase activity
Source: RefSeq, a predicted model, not a curated record